Messenger RNA from Raphanus sativus (radish), 2975 nucleotides. RefSeq lists its product as uncharacterized. Lineage: Eukaryota; Viridiplantae; Streptophyta; Magnoliopsida; Brassicales; Brassicaceae. The coding region runs from base 385 to 2748 and encodes 787 amino acids. The transcript has 6 exons. The record is from RefSeq and is a predicted model, not a curated record.
CUCUCUCAUCUGCAAAAUUCCGUUUUUCAUUUUCUCUCUCUUCUCGUCAAAAGUGAGAAAGCGACCGGAGUUCCGUACUUUGGAUUAGAUGUGUGUUUCGUCUCGCUGUUUCGUCAGUUUCCUACUACACACCAUUAGUCUUCCUCCCUCUCUCUCUCUCUGUCUGAAUACGACUUUUCCUCUGUCCCUCAUUUCUUCUCUCUCAUCCUCUCACAUUCUCUCUAUUAUCGAGGCUUCAUUGAUUCACGAGAGACAAUCUCAUUGAAUAUAGUUUUUACCUCUCUCGACCAGUUCAUUGCGUAAAAUCGGAAGUACUAAAUUUCUCUGCAUCUCUUGACUUUUCUUUCACCGGAGAGAGAGAGAGAGAGAUCCAAUCACCGGAGAAUGGGUGGCUUAUUGCAUCUCUUCGACUUCCACAACAACAGUUUCUCCCGGAGGGUUUUCUCUCAUCACAAAACCCGCGAUGAAGAUCUGGAAGCUCCUAGGAAUAGUUUUGAGCUUCAAGUUGACAAUCUUCAGACAUCAUACCAUAAGGACAAAGAUAAACCGAGUAAUGGAUUUGUUGAGGAAGAUGAAUGGUAUGAGAGAAGCUGUUACCCUAUUGAGGAAUCAAUGAAGAAGAAGAUCAUCGAAGAGCUCUCAAAACGUUCCAACGAUAAACACAACUCCCCAAGUCUUGUAGCUAAGCUGAUGGGAAUGGAAGCACUUCCUUUGGAGUCAACUAAAUCAACGGCUUGGAUCAAUCCACGCCAGACUACUAAACUAGAUCACUCUCAUGAGAAAGGAGGAGGGAAAAGAAACAAAAAGGAGAGGAGGUUAGCGUCAUCAGCAGCAGUAGUGAGUGUAAUGGAGACAGAGGAGAUUACUAUUCCACCAAUGCGUAGAGAACAUCCUCAAGAAGAAGAGCUUCAAAGAUUCAGAAGAGAGUUUGAAGCUUGGCAAGCUGAUAAAAGGUCUAAAGACUGCUCAAGAAUCAUGGAUUCUGGCUCCGUGGGGGCAGCAGCUCCACGGGACGAGAAAGAGAGGCUUUUCACAAGAACUAGAAGCUUCGGUCGAGAUUUCAGCUUGAAAUCAGACAGAACGUGUCCAACAAGGAUCGUGGUUUUAAGACCUGGUCUUCAGAGAGUUUAUGAUUACGAAGAUUCGUUAACGACUUCUUCAGGGACGACCAUGGAAGGAAGCAGAGGAAGCAGCAUAGAAGAGUUUCUCGAAGAAGUGAAAGAGAGGCUUAAAGGUGAGCUUCAAGGAAGAGCUGCUCUCAAGAGAAGCUCAUCGGUGAGAGGAAGCGGGAUCGAGACUCCUUUCAGCGAAAGACCUUUUCCGAGGUCUGAGUCGAUGAGAUCGUACGCCGCGAGCGAGGUUCAGUGCAAUGCACCAGACUCUCCUCAAGAGUUUAUUAGUAGAGACACAAGAAGACUCUUGGCAGAGAAAGUUAGUAACGUUUUGAGAAAAGAGAUGAGUAGUAGUAGCAGCCGUCUGCGUCCGACUGUAUCGGACGCAGAGGGCUUGCAUAAACAUAUCGAUGAAAUCGAAGAAGAGACUACUAGAAGAAACAGAAGUGUUUCUAAAAAGGAGCCUUCAUCACCAAGAAACCUCAAAAGAUCACUCUCUGCUCCUGUCUCGGGGACAUCGUUUGGUAAGCUUCUGUUGGAGGAUCGGCAUGUUUUGACUGGCGCGCAGAUCAUGAGGAAGCACGAGGCUGUAAUAACAGAGGGAGAAGAAACAGAAACAGAAACAGAACCAGUUGUUGUGGAUCCGAUCAGGAGGAAAGAAAGGUUCAACCUCAGGAAGAAAGUUUCCAGUUUCAGAUCAACUCUUAGAGGAAGAAUCUUUGGUAAGAAGAUACGUUCAAUGAUCGAAUCCAACAGCUUUGAAGAUGAAUCAAUCAAAGACUUUGUGACGGGUUCGAGGUUUAACAGCUUUUAUGACCGAAAUGAGAAUUCAACAGAAGUGCCUCCAAGUCCUGCUUCAGUCUGCAGCAGUACACCAGAAGAGUUUUGGCGAAAUGUUGAUUAUCUCAGCCAGGUUUCGACGCCCGAUGUGACUGUAUCUGAUGAGAACGGUAUGCCUCAAGUAUUCAGAGACAUCAGUUCCAAUCUAAGUGAACUAAGAAGGCAGAUAAAUGAGCUUGACUCAGAUAUACAAGUACCAACGCCUGUGGAAGAAGAAGCUGCUCGAGAGAUUGAGAUCACAGUUGAUUUAGGAAAUCCAGAUAAGACAUUUGUUAGAGAUCUUCUUGUGGCUUCUGGUUUGUAUGAAGGGACAACAGAUAGAUCAUUGUCUAGAUGGGAUCCAUUUGGGAAGCCUAUAAACAAGUCUGUUCUUGAAGAAACUAAAGAGAAUCUAAAGAAGAGAAACAAUCAGAAUCAAGAAGACGAAGAGGAUACUGAAGAUAAUCACAACAUACUGUUUGAUCUUCUGAACGAGGUGCUUACGGUGGUGCUUGGACCAGUGACAAAGUCAGGUUUCAAGAAGAAAUUUAUGAACUCGUGCGUUUCUGAAUCAACGGCUAUACGAGGUAAAUAUUUGCUGGAAUCAGUUUGGAGGAUCAUGUCGGAGUAUUUAUAUUCUCAGCCAGAGAAACCCUUUUGUUCAUUGGAUGGGAUCAUUGGUUGGGACUUGGAGAGGUGUCCAUGGACUGGUUUGAUUGGUGAAGAAGCUACUGUGUUGGGGAGAGAAGUUGAAGGUAUGAUCAUGGCUGACCUUGUUGAGGAAGUUGUUAAAGAUCUAAGAGCACAAAUGGUUUAAAGAUAAUUAAGAGUUGAGAUGCUGAAGCAGAACUGAUUGGUUUGGUUUGGUUAUGUGAAUGUUUUUUGAGUGUGUUUCUGUAAAUAGGGUUAUUUUGUUAAUUGUGUGUUUUUUCUUGAAGAGGGGAGUUUCCAUGGUACCUGUAUUUGUUUACUUGCAGUACAGGGAAGCUCUCUUCUCAUUGCUACAUAACUACUAUUCUACUAAUACUAAAAUGAGUUUAUAGA